AUGAAUCCUCAGGAACCUCGGCUACCAAGAUCCUCGACCCCAUCCCAUAUACCCUCGUUUUUCUUACCAUCGGCAUCUUCCUCUUCCCUUCGCUCUUCGGUAGCUUCGCGCGGCAUAUUCACCAUGAGCAUCCACAGCCAUCGAUCGUUCAUGGAACCCGUCGUCAUAGGAAGGAAACCUUCCUCUACUCGAUCACAACCGACACCGGACCUUGUGUACUCGUGUCCGCGGCCACUGACCUUCCCGUUCCAUAACGACGCCCACUUCCUUCCCGUCGCUGAAAUUGAUACGUACCGUCGCCAUCGUCAAAGUCCGAGAUCACAGUCACUGCAAUCCAUCCGUAACAGUGUAUCCACAGCAAGCACCCACCCCGGAGAUCCCUCCGAAAAAGCCGGUCAUCAGAAAUCACCUCGUAUUUCCAAGCACGAAAGAUCGUGUGUGUCAGACCAAUCUCCGAGCGCACUGAAUUCCGUUCAACGUAGCACGGCCGUACGAUCACAACCAUCGUUUCUUCAACCGUCUCUCUCUGGAACGACCUGCACGCGUAACGCAUCCAGCUCAUUGUCAAAUAUUGAUGAAGCUUCCUCACCCACCACAGAAAAAGAACGGCCAUGGCAAUCCAUCCAGGGGUGCAUGAUAAAACUUUUGCAGUCCAUCUCCACCGAUCAAAACGCCAAAGAACCAUCUUAUCGCCGACGCUGUUUAUCCGGCCCAGCGGUCUCAACGAGGCUUGGUUUGGGACUGAUAUCCUUAAAGUCACCCCUCCCCGCGGUACAUGCGUCCUCUACCACACCCUCUGAAUCCAUUGCAUCACCUGCGCUUAUUUUACCAUCGACUGUCGCAUCAUGCUCUCCCUCUUCCCCUUCUUCUGUGGUGACGCCAUCACUUUGCACAAGUUUAACUUCUUCAUUGUAUGAUGCCCCGUCUCUCGAACCGUCCAUGACAUGCUUACCUCCACCAAAGUCACGCAAUACUGAUGAUCAGGAACCUGCAAGUUCCAUCACUUCCACCCUGCCUAGUAUUCCACCUGAUGAUCGGAUGAUUAUUUCUCAGCCACCACCCGACAGUAUGACUUUGGCAGAGUCUAAGGAAGGGCCACCAAGUAUAUGCAAUGACUCAUCCUUUACAAACGCAUUAUCCGACGAUGUAUGCAAUGAUUCCGCAAGAAGCUCGGAAAUGCAUGUAGAUCGCCCUUCUGAAACCAGUUUCAGUUUACUGCCAAAGUCCGCAAAAAGGGGCAAAAAGUUAAAAUCUCGAGCAAAAGACAAAGAACAAGAGAAAGAGAAAGAGAAAGGAAAAAGUUCGAGAAAAGCCAUUGUUCGAUUGUGGAAAAACAUUAAAAAGUUAGUUCACGGAAAUAACAAAACAUCACGGGUCGGCGUGGUUGGAGAAGCAUGA
This is a messenger RNA of Radiomyces spectabilis, 1398 nucleotides long. RefSeq lists its product as uncharacterized. Bases 1 to 1398 code for a protein of 465 amino acids. The transcript has a single exon. The record is from RefSeq and is a predicted model, not a curated record. Lineage: Eukaryota; Fungi; Mucoromycota; Mucoromycetes; Mucorales; Radiomycetaceae.